Molecule: messenger RNA, 1364 nt
Organism: Aspergillus wentii DTO 134E9
Lineage: Eukaryota; Fungi; Ascomycota; Eurotiomycetes; Eurotiales; Aspergillaceae
Exons: 4
Coding region: 1-1224 (407 amino acids)
Source: RefSeq, a predicted model, not a curated record
AUGCUCUCCACCACAGCCAGUCUGUUCCGCAUUGUCGAACAUGUUGUCCCUUGUCAACAUAUCAGAGAAUACCCCGCCGCCACAGCUGAAGAACAGGAAGACGUUCUGCAUCUGGCUGUAAAGCAGUAUAUCCCACUCGACAAUCUGAACCCACAGCCUGGUGAUAUGACCAUUCUGGCUGCACAUGGCAAUGGUUUCCACAAGGGCCAAAGUGGUAUUAUGAAUGAGAACCUUCUUGGGAAUGACCCAAGCUACUUUGAUCAUUCUCGGGAUCUUCUUCAUCUAGUCAACAUGAAGCGAUCCGAGAUGCCACAGCCUAUUGUUGGCAUUGGACACAGCAUGGGGGGUGCACAUAUAGCAAACCUCAGCCUGAUGCAUCCUCGCCUACUGCACAGCCUCGUUCUUAUCGACCCAGUCAUGCAACGACACAGAACAAAGGUUGAUGGCCACUACUUCCAGCUGAAGGAUAUAUUCAUUGAGAUGAUACGACUAUCUACAUACCGGCGAGAUCGUUGGCCCUCGAGGGAGGUAGCAGCAGACAGCUUCAAACGGAAUGCAAUGUACCAGACAUGGGACCCGCGCGUGUUGGAAAAAUGGGUGCAUUACGGACUGCGUGAUCUGCCAACAGCAAUACAUCCCCUCAGCAAGGAGCAGAUGGACCAGAGUCCCGGGAAAGGGCCACCGGUGACACUGGCGACAACAUUGCAUCAGGAGGCCUUUUGCUUCGUGCGACCCACGUAUGAUGGUAGCAGCCGACUAUAUCCUGAUAUUGAUCCCACGGGUCUCAGUGACAUCCCCUUCUACCGGCCUGAACCAUCACAAAUAUUCGAGCAGCUUCCUCAUCUACGGCCGAGUGUGCUCUAUAUAUUCGGAGGCAAGUCCCCCAUGGGUAUCUCUGCCUUACGCGCUGACAAGGUCCGUACUACGGGCACCGGCGUUGGCGGCAGUGGCGGGGUCGAUUCAGGCAGAGUCCGACAAGUUCUCCUUGAGCGACUUGGCCAUUUUAUCCCACAAGAGGAUCCCAAUGAGUGUGCGGAGUCGGCUGCUGAAUGGCUGGGUCCUGAGAUACGUCGUUGGCAUGAUGAGCAUGAAACUUUCCGCUCUGCGCGGCGGCACAAGAGCAAGAUUGAAAAGGUUAUCAUCGAUAGGCAGUGGAAGGAGAAAUUGCCUGUCCCAGGUACCCGCUCAAAAGAGUCAAAAAGCGAUCCAUCCUCAAAGCUGUGAAAGCAACCUUCUCCGUCAAGGAUCCUUACAUUUAAAUGGAGGUUUCAUAGUUGUACAUUUCAAAUCCGAAUGGGUAUAUAGUAACGGAAAUUAGACAGUGAAUGUCACAAAUACCAUUUAUAGAGGAGAGCUUUUCAAAG